ACAAAUAAUAAUAUACAUAAAAUUGUUUUGGUCUUUCUCAGCAUUCUAAACCUUUGCUUAGUUAAUUAAUUGAUUCAUUUUACACAUAUUAGGUGAGUGACUAUUAUGUACUAGGUCCUGUUUUAGUUAUUUGUUAUCAAUGAGCAAAAAAAAAGUUAUCAAUGAACAAAGAAAAAAGUUCUUGAUCUCAUGAGGCUUAUAUUUCAGUGUGUGGUGUGAAACAUAUGUAAACAAUUAGUGUAAUGCUUAAAUGAUUGUGUUAGACUGUGGGGCUAUGGAGAAUAAUGAAGCAGAAUAAAAGAGCAAAGGGGUACACCUGAUGUAGGUGUGACAGUGACAGCAGAUUUUAUUGAACAGGUUAUAGUUGAGUAAAAAACACACGUGGCAGCUAAGGAAUUAGUUUUGUAGAUUUUUGAGGUGCAAGGUUCUAGGCAGAUGUGAAAGCCAGUGGAAUAAUAAUAAAUGCAAGCUGAUAUGAUUAGGCUUUGUGUCCCCACCCAAAUCUCAUCUUGAAUUGUAAUCCCCAUGUGUUAAGGGAGAGAUCUGAUGGGAGGUGAUUGGAUCCUGGGGGCAGUUUCUCCCAUGCUGUUCUGCUGAUAGUGAGUGAGUUCUCACAAGAUCUGAUGGUUUUCGAUGCAGUUUUCCCUGCUCUUGCUCGCCCUUGUCUCUCCUGCAGUUCUUUGAAGAGGUGCCUGCUUCCUCUUUGCCUUCUGCCAUGAUUGUAAGUUUCCUGUGGCCUCCUUAGCCACAUGGAACUGUGAGUCAAUUAAAUCCUUUGUUUAUAAAUAACCCAGUCUUGGGUAGUUAUCUCUAUAGCAGUAGGAAAAGAGACUAAAAAACAAGCAUUCAAGAAGUGUUUCAAAGAUAGCUUAGAAGCCAUUUUGGGCAACGAAACAUAUAUGAAAUAUGAGGUCAGAGACAAAAAAAAAGAAGAAAGAUCAGAGGCAUAAUGGGAUGAGUGACCAACGAUUUAAUAUAGUUAAUUUAGAAAAGUGGGAAGCCUCUGGAGGUUUCCUAGCAAAGGAGUGAUAUGAACUCACUUACGUUUUAAAAAGUCCUCUUCACUAAAAAAACCCCACACACUCAACAGGUGGCUUUUUCUCUAGAGAUGUACUUCCCAAGGGGUCAUUUUAAGGAAAAAUUCUUAAUUGCUCCUUGUUUUCUAAGGCAAUCACUUAAGGGAGGCUUCUCUUGUGAGCUUCUCCCAAUUUCUCUGACUCGGGUUGAAGGUGUUCAUCAUUCCUGCAUAUAGCAUGCACUUUUCAACUCUAUAUCCUUAUUGGGAAUAUUUCUCUUCAUUCUCAGAGAUUUGUAACUCCUAUUGACUUAGAAUUGGAAAAUGCUCAAUUUCACCGACGUGACAGAGUUCAUUCUUUUGGGGCUAACCAGCCAUCAGGAAUGGCAAAUUCUCUUCUUCAUCGUUUUUCUCGUGGUCUACAUUAUCACCGUGGUGGGCAAUAUUGGCAUGAUCAUGUUAAUCAAGGUCAGUCCUCAGCUUAACAGCCCCAUGUACUUUUUUCUCAGUCAUUUGUCAUUUGUUGAUGUCUGGUUUUCUUCCAAUGUCACCCCUAAAAUGUUGGAAAACCUGUUAUCAGAUAAAAAAACGAUCUCCUAUGCCGGCUGUUUAGUACAGUGCUUCUUCUUCAUUGCUCUUGUCCAUGUGGAAAUUUUUAUUCUUGCUGCGAUGGCCUUUGAUAGAUACAUGGCAAUUGGGAAUCCUUUGCUUUAUUGCAGCAAAAUGUCAAGGGUUGUCUGUAUUCGACUGAUUUCUUUCCCUUACAUAUAUGGUUUUCUGACGAGUCUGGCAGCAACAUUAUGGACUUAUGGCUUGUACUUCUGUGGAAAAAUUGAGAUCAACCACUUCUACUGUGCUGAUCCACCUCUCAUCAAAAUGGCCUGUGCCGGGACCUUUGCAAAAGAAUAUACAAUGCUCAUAAUUGGCGGCAUUAACUUCACAUAUUCUCUGACUGUAGUUACAUUCUCUUAUUUAUUCAUUCUCAUUGCCAUUCUGCGAAUGCACUCAGCAGAAGGAAGGAGGAAGGCCUUUUCCACAUGUGGGUCCCAUCUGACAGCUGUCAUCAUAUUUUAUGGUACUCUGAUCUUCAUGUAUCUCAGACGUCCGACAGAGGAGUCUGUGGCGCAGGGGAAGAUGGUGGCUGUGUUCUAUACCACAGUGAUCCCCAUGUUGAAUCCCAUGAUCUACAGUCUGAGGAACAAGGAUGUGAAAGAGGCCAUGACAAAAGUGAUCAGCAGAUCAUGUUAAACAAAAUGAAAUCAUUGUCUUCUAUUGUUUGGAGAAAUGUUAUUGUCCAGUACCUAGAAACAUUAAGAUAAAGAUAUUCUGUGGGUUGAAAAGAAAAAUGAAAGGGAUGCAAAUUGAGAAAAUAUAAGGUAGAAUGAGUCAUUUCUCUUGAUGCGAGUAGUGGAGAUUAAUUAAAAAUGAACAAAUACAUUAAUAGAAAAGAUGAUGUGGGACAAAGUUCCUAGGUGUACUAAUGGAAAUUGCUCAAAUACCUAGCUGCAAUGAAAAGACUUUUUCUUAUUCAAAAGUACAAUUGCAUUAAUUUACAGAAUAUUUAUUUACUUACUUAAAAACAAAUUUGGGGCCAAAAAACCCCCAUAUCAUGAAAUUGUUUAUUGUUUAACACUUCUUUUAUUCCAUGGGAUCGGGUCUGGUCAGAGACUGCUACUUUGAAAAUAGUAAUGCAAUUGUAUUUCAUGCUUUUUAACUUUUUGGUGUUUCUUAAGAAACACAACAUGGUAAGUGUCUCCCUUUCACAGAUCACAGUAACUGCUGUGUUUCAGUUCUAGGACUGCCAGUCACCAGACUGUGGUUUGCCCUGGCCAGUGGCUUCACUGUGACUGAAAAGUAGGAAAAUUAGUGGAAGACGGUGUCAUUGUAAAAGCAUGGCUCUCCAAAUUCCACAGAAUGAAUUCCAUUCACACUUAUGUGGGAUAUCCGGUACCCCUGUGACUAAGCUAUGACGCUUACAUAUUCUAGUUAACCUUUGCAUUUGAAAUAAAUUCAGUAUUUGUGACACACUA
Molecule: messenger RNA, 3045 nt
Organism: Callithrix jacchus (white-tufted-ear marmoset)
Lineage: Eukaryota; Metazoa; Chordata; Mammalia; Primates; Cebidae
Source: RefSeq, a predicted model, not a curated record